Molecule: messenger RNA, 1500 nt
Organism: Spea bombifrons (plains spadefoot toad)
Lineage: Eukaryota; Metazoa; Chordata; Amphibia; Anura; Pelobatidae
Product: serine/threonine-protein kinase SBK1-like
Exons: 4
Coding region: 56-1156 (366 amino acids)
Biological process (GO): peptidyl-threonine phosphorylation; peptidyl-serine phosphorylation
Molecular function (GO): protein serine/threonine kinase activity; ATP binding
Source: RefSeq, a predicted model, not a curated record
AAAGCGAGCCUGAAGUGUCCAGCAGAGAAGUGAUUGAACCAACAGAGAUUGGAAUAUGCAUCGACAUAAGCUAAAUAUACAAAGUGACAUGAACAUGAAUGAAAUUAAUGAGAAUGAACAAAUUCUACGAGAAAUGAUGGAUUUGACAUCAAUAAAUAUGCCACACAUGAAGCUGAAAGAACACUACCGGAUCAUCAGGGAAUUGGGGAAUGGGUCAUAUGGACAUGUAUUACUAGCUGAGCAUAAAGCCACAGGAAAAUCAAUGGCACUAAAGUUAAUCAAGAAAACAUCAACAAGGAAAGACAGUUUUCUCAUGGAAUAUUGUGUAUCAUUAUGCCUUUCGUCACAUUUAAAUAUAAUUAAAACAUAUGCUGUGAUCUUUGAAACCAACAAAUAUUUUACAUUUGCUCAAGAGCUGGCAGCGGGGGAUCUCUAUUCUAUCCUUGAGCCUGAAGUUGGACUACCCGAUUCAAUAGUAAAACGUUGUACAAUACAGUUGGCUGAAGCCCUCAACUUUAUGCAUAGUAAAGCACUGGUCCAUCGUGAUGUAAAAUUGGACAACAUCCUUAUAUUUGACAAAGAAUGUCACAUCAUAAAACUAGCAGACUUUGGGCUUACAAGACUUGAAGGAUUUUUAAUUUCUCCGAUGUCCGGAACACUCCCAUAUUCUUCUCCAGAACUUUGCAGUUUAGAAGAUUCUGAAACUCUUGCACUAGAUUCAAGUCUCGAUGUAUGGGCCUUUGGUAUUCUACUGUUCUGCAUUUCCACUGGUUACUUUCCAUGGGAUACAGCAUCAAGAAAAGACAAACAGUAUGACCGGUUUGCUCUAUGGCAGAGCAAUACAGAUUUUAUUGAGAUUCCAACUUCUUGGAAACAAUUUACACACCAGGCUUUGGACAUGCUACAGAAACUGCUAAGCAUCAAUCCAGAUAAACGAUGCCCAGCCAUUGAGGUUCUGAAAUAUCUUAAUGUGCCAUGGAAAAUAAGCACCAUUACAAAAAAUACAAGCAAUGUCUACAACUCAAAAUUAUUUGAUUUGAGUGUUGAUAAAACACACACUUUGCUCAAUAAAGUCAACAAUGCAUGCAAGUCAAAAGAAAAGUCUGAGUGCUUAGAACAAUAUUCUUUACAUUUUUCAACAGCAGGAAGGAAAUGAACAGAUUGCAAAUAUAGUGUUUAUAAUGUUUAUGAUGUAGUAGAUGAAAUAAAUUAAACUUUUCUUGGAGAUAAAAAGGUAACCUAUUACUUUAUAGUUGUGCCUCUUAUCUGAAUUUACAUAGAUAUGGUGUGAAAUUCCAGGAAGCAUUAAGUUCAUAAUUAGAUCUCUUGUCUCUUAGAUGCAUAUUUUUCACAUAUUAAACUAGGAAAAAACCUAAAUGUAUAUUUUUACUUUUAAUUGUAUGGUGGUGCAUUCAUAGAAUGGCAAAAUGUAGCAUUUUUUUUCAAAGAACCAAAUAGGAAAAACUGAUUUGGCACAUAAGUAAAAUUUUGUGAAAACGA